AAACGUACCUUACGAAUCAUCCAAACGAAUUAUAGAUAUAAUUGGCAUUGGACUUAAUUCUCGUUUAAAUAAACAAAAUAUCUAUAGUUUUACAACUCAUCCCGGGGUUGUUUCUACAAAUAUCGUACGACUUGGGUGGCUUACGAGUGGUUUAAAGGAUAUUGGACUUUAUACGGCACGAACUUUAGGAAUGAGAGUUCAAACUAUCACCAGUUGGAAUGGAUCAUAUGUCAAUUAUUACGUUGCAACUCAACCUAUUGAAUCUCUAGUUACUACUAUAAAAUAUGGUGGUUAUUGUAAUCCUCUCGGUAAGGUUUACGUUGAUAAAGAUGUAGUUGAGGGAUAUGAUGAAGCCGAAACCGAAGCUAGUCCAAAAGAAGCUGAAACUGAAACGAACAAUGAGGAAACUACUACUACUAAUAAUAAUGGCACUGCUUCUGUUGACGCUUCUGGAGGAAGCAUUUCUAAUGAUAUAGCAAGUCAAAAACCCGAGUCUAUGGAUGGUGACGCUCCUUCAGAGUGGGAAUCCCGAAUUUCACGAUCUCGCAGAAUGGUUUACUAUUAUAAUCGUAGAACCAAGGAAAGUACUUGGGAUCCUCCUGUAGGCGUUGAUCCCAAUACCAUUAGAGGAUAUGCGAGUCAAAAUAUUCAAGAACUACAGAGUAUUAACCCGUUGGAAGGUGGAGAGGGUCAAAUUAGAGCUAGUCAUUUAUUG
Molecule: messenger RNA, 715 nt
Organism: Funneliformis caledonium
Lineage: Eukaryota; Fungi; Glomeromycota; Glomeromycetes; Glomerales; Glomeraceae
Source: the annotation of a GenBank genome assembly